AUGUACUAUGAGCCGGAUAUCUUAAGGAGAUUUGCAGAGACUAAAGAGAAUAAACUUGUUUUCAAGGCAGGUUAUGAUGACAGAGAAAAUGAUCUCUUCCUCUGUGACACCAACACCUGUAAAUUUGAUGGGGAAUGUUUAAGAAUUGGAGACACUGUGACUUGCGUCUGUCAGUUCAAGUGCAACAGUGACUAUGUGCCUGUGUGUGGCUCCAAUGGGGAGAGUUACCAGAAUGAGUGCUACCUGCGACAGGCUGCAUGCAAACAGCAGAGUGAGAUACUUGUGGUGUCUGAAGGAUCAUGUGCCACAGAUGCAGGAUCAGGAUCUGGAGAUGGAGUUCAUGAAGGCUCAGGAGAAACCAGUCAAAAGGAGACUUCCACCUGUGAUAUCUGCCAGUUUGGUGCAGAAUGUGAUGAAGAUGCUGAGGAUGUCUGGUGUGUGUGCAACAUCGACUGCUCUCAAACCAACUUCAAUCCCCUCUGUGCUUCUGAUGGGAAAUCUUAUGAUAAUGCAUGUCAAAUCAAAGAAGCAUCAUGUCAGAAACAGGAGAAAAUUGAAGUCAUGUCGUUGGGUCGAUGUCAAGAUAACACAACUACAACUACUAAAUCUGAAGAUGGGCAUUAUGCAAGAACAGAUUAUGCAGAUUUGACGGGAACUGGAUUAACAGAAGAGUCAGAAGGCCCAAGUAAAGAUAAAGAAUAUGAGAAUGCUAACAAGUUAGAAGAAAGUGCAAGAGAGCACCACAUACCUUGCCCAGAACAUUACAAUGGUUUCUGCAUGCAUGGAAAGUGUGAACAUUCUAUCAAUAUGCAGGAGCCAUCUUGCAGGUGCGAUGCUGGUUAUACUGGUCAACACUGUGAAAAAAAGGACUACAGUGUACUGUAUGUUGUCCCCGGCCCUGUACGAUUUCAGUAUGUCUUAAUCGCCGCUGUGAUUGGAACCAUUCAGAUUGCUGUCAUCUGCGUGGUGGUCCUCUGCAUCACCAGGAAAUGCCCCAGAAGCAACAGAAUUCACAGACAGAAGCAAAAUACAGGGCACUACAGUUCAGACAACACAACAAGAGCAUCCACGAGGUUAAUCUAA
Puma concolor (puma) is the source of this 1083-nucleotide messenger RNA. The record is from RefSeq and is a predicted model, not a curated record. Lineage: Eukaryota; Metazoa; Chordata; Mammalia; Carnivora; Felidae.